GGGAAGAGGGAUCUUUUGGUCUCAGUUCAUUUUGCUGAAUGGUAUUGCCCCUAACUCUUUAUAAUUGUCCACUAUUUUUUUUUAAGUCCCGGCCUAACGUUGUUUUGUAAAGGCGUUUGGUAGGGAACUGAUCCCAGCAGCGGAUUGGAAUUCGGGAGGUGAGGUGCUUAAGUUCCCAUUUCAGCUCUCAGUUACUCUUCCUGGGCAAUCGCGAACAGCUGUGGAGGUGUCACCAAACCCCGGGCAACACUGAAUGGCUUGUGUGGGAACUGGGCUCCUGCUUAGUUUUGCUUUGACUCGCACAGAGUUACGGCGCUUUGUCCCUCUGUUGCGCAAAGAGCUGAAUUCCGUGAUAAAUAGCUUUUAAUGCAAAGCACGCGUUUGGUCCCACAGUGCUGAAUGGGGAUAGCUGCGGCGUGUGAGUCGGGAGGGCGCAGCGCUCCGGGUCCGCUCUGCCGGUGACGCGCCUGGCGGAGGAGCUGGCAGCCGAGAUUCGCUCAUCCCGCAGCCUUCCGUCUGGCCGGGCGCUCUCGAUGUCGGUGUCGGGAUACCGCGGCCAGACAGCUAGCGGCUGUUAUCUCUUCUCGAUUCCCACUUUGAUGUGGCUUCACACUUGCAAACGGGACUGAAGCGUCUGUAUAAGAGCUGAUCGAGGCCGGCAGCCCCAGCCCCUCACCGCCAUGAGCCAGGCCGACUUUUCCCUGGCAGCAGAGUCCAAAUCCCACGGGGUGCGGCCCCACAUCUGCUGCGUUCCCCCUCCCCGCGCCCCCACCUCGCAGGACCGCGGCCGCAAUUCCCUCCUGGUCAGGGCCGAGCCCCGACGAGGGAGUCCGAGGCUGGAACAGCCCUCAGACUGCGAGCCCCGCGAGGAGCGGCAGAGCAGUACUGGACCCCAGGAGCCCAGCGAGCAGUGCCCGUCGGAGCCAGCCCCUGACGGCGGCUGGCAGAGCGCCGACGAGUCAUCUGGCUACGAGAGCGAGAGCGCUGGUGGGGAGCGGUCCGAAGUGGAAACGCCUUGCGGGAGCCGCGGGCGGCAGCGGCGGGCGCGGACUGCGUUCAGCUCGGAGCAGGUGUGCCGGAUGGAGAAGACCUUCCAGCGCCAGAAGUACCUGGGAGCCUCGGAGCGGAGGAAGCUGGCUGCCGCCCUGCAGCUCUCGGAGGUCCAGAUCAAGACCUGGUUUCAGAACAGGAGGAUGAAACUGAAGAGGCAAAUCCAGGACCAACAGCACAGCCUCAUGUCUCCUGCUCCGCACUACAGCUUUACCCCGGGAACCACACCUCCAGCCCUCCUUCCCGAUGAAGGCUUUCCGUUAUCUUUCCACUAUCCCUUUGCUCCACAGCAUCAGAGACUCCUGCCUCUUCCCCCUGUGUCUGCGAUGCAGCUCAGCUUCUCCUUCCCCAGAUACGAUGCUUUGCAAAGCACCUAUCACUUCAUGGCAAAUGAGCUGCCGUACUACCAUCAACACUUGUUUCCUCCUCAUCCUUCUUUCCAUCCAGUAAUUCAGAAUAAAAUGGACAAUAAAUGCCAUCCUGUGUAUGCCUGAUAGUGAAAACAUGGCAGGGAGAAAAAAUGAGUGGUGUAAUGUAUUAUUUUCUGCUCAGAUGGAUUUUUUUGUGUGUGUUUGAUUUGUAAUUUUAUAUGUUUAUUUUUUUAAGUUAAGUGUAAAAAGUAAUAAUUUAAUAUUUGUACUAACCAGCAUUAAAAUUUAUUGGAUGUGGUGCCUCUCAGUCUUAUUUGUCUCACCUUUUUGAAAAGCUUUAUUUUUUCCCCCCCAAAAAUUCUAUCUUCCUUUGAUUUCUACAUGCCCUGAAGAGAUACCUUAAGCACAGUUGAAAUGUGUAAUUACGCUAAAGCUAUGCUGCACUUACAGUUUGUGACUACAGCCUUUUACUUUGUGCCUGCUGCUGCUGAAAGGGAAGUAAAGAAAGAAAAACCAGAGGGAAAACUUACAUUUGAAAGAUUUCCCACAGUGUAGGAUAAAAUUAAGCUUAUUUUGGACUGGGAAUUGCACAACUCCAGUUUUCAUAUGCAUAUAAAUUGUUAGGCAUCACCUGCGCAAAGUGUGUAAAGGUUUCACUUGUGAACUGCUUUUCCAGUAAUGGGGAAGAAUUAAAACACUGCAGGCAUAUUACCUGGUUUUUCUGCAGUCAAGCUGAGAGGGGUUCUGUAUGCUGUUAUGUUUGAGAGCUUGAGCCUUACCAGUUGUUUUGUACUGUGUUUGAGGCACAGCAAAGGAGGAAGAUAAAGGUGAGUUUCUCUUCUGUAUGUUAAUUGUUGUAUUCCUUUGCACUUCCAGUCCAUUUUCCACCCGAGAGCUCCAACUGUGUUAAUCACAGAUGUUCAUUAAGCCAUAGCAUUUUUUAAACAGUGAUUAAAUAGUUCAAAUACUCAGUACAGAGUUCUAAAGUUUUACAAUUAGCAAAACCAGCAUCUUGAAAAAGAUUUAAGAGCAUAAUUAGAGUUCUGUUAAUAGUCGUAUUAUCUAAAUGAGAUUUUAAUCUGCAAAUUUGGCCUUUGAUUCCCCACUGGAUGCUCACGGUAAUUGCAUAUUUUGCAACACUCUUUAGGUAAAUUGAUGCUUU
Messenger RNA from Coturnix japonica (Japanese quail), 2583 nucleotides. RefSeq names its product homeobox protein vent1-like. NCBI's taxonomy places the organism in Eukaryota, Metazoa, Chordata, Aves, Galliformes, Phasianidae. Gene Ontology annotation, cellular component: nucleus. The record is from RefSeq and is a predicted model, not a curated record. Gene Ontology annotation, molecular function: DNA-binding transcription factor activity, RNA polymerase II-specific; RNA polymerase II cis-regulatory region sequence-specific DNA binding. Gene Ontology annotation, biological process: regulation of transcription by RNA polymerase II; cell differentiation.